AUGGACGCAGCUGUAGUACCAUCCACUUCAGAGGUUGCUACCAUCAGAAAUGCCUCCAAGCGUAUCCUAUUCAUUGGAACAAGGGGAGCAGGCAUCUUAGAUGUCGUUCGCGACCUGACAGGCUCAUCGCCAUCGCCGGUCGAUGCCUCUGGCUCAAUAGCAGGUCUCUCUCACGAAUGGCGAGCUACUACGCCUUAUUACUCUGCGUUGGUCCCAGUCUGGAUCGAUGAGUUCCCGUCUUCUAGCACCAGUGAUGGUGCGACUGCGGGUGUCCUGGACUGGCAAAAGGAGUUUCUCCGUGACGAGGCGUGCGAUGUUGUGAGAGUUGUGGGUGCAUGGGUCUACGUGUUUCCCAAGCCCAGCCCAGCUGUCGGUACUUCGGCGCCGACCACAGAGACAAUCAUCACAGAUGAAACACGAGCGGUCAUGAAAGCUAUCCAGGAUGUGGUGGAGAAGCACGCAGGAUAUGAUGAAGAUGGGAUCAGCAGUGUCGUGAAGCUUGCUAUCGCAAAGGGUACUGGUAAACAAGAUCCUGCGAAGUCCCAUACUACUGCUCGCACAGACAACGACAUGAACCACGACGUGAUUGCACUUGACCACGAAGCCGAGGAGGAAAUAUGUCAAGAAUUUGGCUUUGAGUUUGUCGACUAUUCGGCUACAGGUCAUAAUGCAUUUGGCGAGAAAGUCGGGUUCGCUCGGCUACAAGAAGCCCUUCAAACCAUCGAGUGGACGUCUUCGGAUCCUGAAAUUGAACACGAGGCUGGUGAAGAAGAUGAAGAUGAUAUCACGGCCAUGUUGAAGGCAUUCGAAGGUGAGAGCAGCGGCAUGUUGGGGACUGAUCGCGAAGAGGCAGAAUGGACCGCAGAGAUGUUCGCUGUCAAGGCAGCACUGUUGCAACAGUCCGAACUAGACGACGAGACCGAUGUCGCUGGCGAAAACGAUGACAAUGCAGCCAGAGAGGGUCAAGUUGACGAUCUCGAUCGCUUGAUGGGACGGCUGCUAGCCGUCAAGGAGCAGAGUGUAGGUCUACCCGAGGAGGAGCGAAAGCGUCUGGCUGCCCGGGCUGUGCGUGAAGUUGUUAGGGAUCUCUGAACAUGGGAAUCCAAUACGACUAGAACAUGUCGAGGUCUAUCUUUGCAAAAUUUCUGGUUGAAUACGUUCGUACGCGCCGUCGAAAUGAGUGCCAAUACACCUGACGAGUGUGAAUACAAUGAAACCCAAUGGUGUCAGUUCCACCGUGAUAAGGAGG
Molecule: messenger RNA, 1249 nt
Organism: Dissoconium aciculare CBS 342.82
Lineage: Eukaryota; Fungi; Ascomycota; Dothideomycetes; Mycosphaerellales; Dissoconiaceae
Exons: 2
Coding region: 1-1092 (363 amino acids)
Biological process (GO): vesicle-mediated transport
Molecular function (GO): protein-macromolecule adaptor activity
Source: RefSeq, a predicted model, not a curated record